CCAUCCACAGACGAACAGCUGUUUCGAUUGUUGUUGUGGAUUGCCGACCAUACAAUUUAGUUUUUUUACUGAUUAAAUGUUGUGUUCUUAAAAACAACACGGCGGCAGAUUCGGCACCAGGACACAGUCAUUCCCCUCCGCACUUGGUGCCUAUGAUUCCAUCAGAUAUGGACCUAAUUGAAUCAACCGCGGAGCAGCCGGACAAACUCUACAACAUCAACAGAAUCCGAGCGUUUAAAGAUGUUCCCUUCCUGAUAAGGCGCACGGAGUCCAAGGACACGAUCGUGUCAUACGCCGAUGCUGCAGAUGAGAUUCAAGUUUUGAUGAAUUUUCUGCGAAAGAACGGGGUCCCAGAUGAGGCAGGAAUUGCUCUACGAGUCACGGAGCACACGCCGGCCUCUUCUCUUAUGAUUUUGGCGAUCCUCAACAACAAGUGCCACUUUUUUCCCACGGAUAAGAUGAUGCUGUCACAGGAUCUAUACUCACAGAUGAGCACGGCCGGAGUGGACUACCUCGUGGCCAACAAACAUUUAACCGUUGCACCCUUGUACUUCACAUUUCUGGGGAGCAUCUUGGUGUUUAAGGAGGACUGUAGGCUAUACAGGGUAAAGUUGAAAUCCGCUGAUGAGACUGUACAAUCCAAAAAGCCGUUACCAGCCAAUAUGUGCUACACAAUCUCCACGACGGGCACUACGGGUAAGCCAAAGCUCAUACAUGUGCCCUAUGAAUGCAUAGCGCCCAACAUAGUGGGGCUCAGCCAAAAGUUAAACGUCUCCAUGGCCGACAUCAUUUACCUUGGCACACCAAUUACCUUCGAUCCCUUCGUGGUGGAGUUCUUCCUAGCUCUUCAAAAUGGUGCUACUUUACUGACCAGUCGUCACUCCAUGAGGGACUCGCCAAGCAAGGUGCUAAGUGCCCUCUUCCCCGACAACCUGGCCACACCGGGAAUCACUGUUCUGCAGAUGACUCCUUCGCUGUUUCGGCAAUUUGGUGCAUCUUCCAUCAAAGAUCGAGUGCUCAGCGGGUCCAGUUCAUUGAGAUUGUUUUUAGAGUACUGCUCCUUGGUGGCGAACCAUUUCCCAGCAAUGUCGAGCUUGUUACUUGGAUGCAUCCAAGUGUCCUGAUGCAGAAGCACAUAUGCAACAUAUAUGGAAUCACGGAAAUAUCCUGUUGGAGCCUACUGCACAUCGUUCAGUCAUUACAAUCUCCUGUGCCUUUGGGCACGCCUAUCGAAGAGGACACGGUUCUGCGGAUUGAAUCCGAAGACAAUGAAACCUCACAGCAAGGAGAGCUGUUUCUGGGUAGUGUCAAGCGGCGUUGCUAUAUCCCAGAAGUUGAUGACCAGGCGAAUGCUUCACAAGACGAUUCAGGUAUUUGUUUCAGGGCGACAGGAGAUUUGGUAACACGACAGCAGGAUGGCACAUUGUUCUAUAGUGAGAGAUCGAACGAUGUGGUAAAGCGAGCUGGUAAUCGCAUUAGCUUGGGUUUAAUCACCAGAAAAAUUCAAAAAUGUCUGCCUAGCUCGGAACUGACUACUUGCCUAUGGCUCGAAGAUUUGCAGAAACUCAUUUGCUGCAUUCGAACCCUAGAGUCGAAGACUAGAGUUCAGCAGCGGGUCCAAACCUUUGAUAUACUUUCCAAGGUAUCGAUUGCCGAGCAGCCAGAUAGAUUUGUCUAUCUGCAACACUUUCCCUGCAACGUACACGGCAAGCUAGACAAGCAACAGCUUCUUAAAAUGUGCAUUCCCCUUGCACAACCAGCUCAGCAGAUAUUAAAGAGCUAUCUACACGAUAGGCUAGAAUGUGUGGAAGAGCCUGAUGAUAGCGCUUCGAAAAAGCAGCGACUUGAUGACGCCGCUCCCUGUGGCUAUGAUUUGAGUUUUCGCCAGGCGGGUGGCACAUCAUUCCAUGCCAUCACCAUUUGCCGAGAGAUAGGUUUACAAAUGUGCAUCGAUGAUGAGCAACGCCACUUGUUCGAAAUGCUACUGGAUGAGAACAUUCCGUUGCGCACAGUGCUAAGAUUCUUGGACACAGCCAAGUUGGUGGCCAACAAUAUUAAGCGAAAGAAUGUUGAGACAGCGGUAGUUGUCUCAGCCUGCCAAAGUGGCUUGAUUAUUAAACGUAUCGAACAGCCGGUCCUCAAGCUUCAGAUCUACUGGAAGGUCAACUUCGAGAAGUGCAUAGACUCCCCAGUGACCGAAUACGAGGGACGCUUCAUUUGCGUGGGCGCACAUUCGAAAAUCCUCCGGACGCUUAAUCCCCAGACGGGCAGCGAAUACAGUGUAGUGAAACUUCCCGAACGUAUCGAGUGUAAGGUGACGUUCCUCACCGAGCAGCUUGCCAUGGUGGGCUGCUACGAUGGAUGUCUCUACGGUUUCAAUCCCCAAACCGGUAACAUUGUAUUUCGCGUUGGAAUUGGUGGCUUAAUUAAGUCGCAGCCCAUGCUAACCGCCGAUGGUCGCCGAAUCAUAGUAUGCAGCUAUGCCGAUGACUACAAUGUCUAUUGCUUGUCAGCCGAGCGGCAGGAGGUGCUGUGGUGCCUAAGGAUCGGUGAAAAACCGAUCUUUGCGAGUCCUUUGGAGCUGCCGAGGGAACAGUCGCUGAUAGUCUGCACUUUGGACGGCAGCUACUCACGUGUGGCCAUUACCGAUGGCUCAGUGGAGUGGACGCAGAAAUUUAGAGAACCAGUAUUCUCCACACCUGUUCUUUUGGAAUCCGUAUCCAAUAUUUUUCUAAGCGCGGAAGUGGCUGGGCGAGUCCAUGCCUGUCAUGUGGGCAAUGGCAAAAUUCUGGCUACCUUCAGCACAGAAGGAAACAUUUUCUCUUCGCUAGUGGUCAAGACCCCACCGACUUUUAUGGGACAUUCCUUUGCCAUUUUUGGUUGCAUAGACCAACAUUUGUAUUGCCUGCGAUGCAAAACCGGACCGGGUGGCAAAUCUGUUGAGCUUGAGCUGCACUGGAAGGUCGAUGUGGGUGCACCCAUAUAUGCCACGCCAACUUUGCUAACAGUGCAGCCGAACGGUCUUUUGGUUUGGUGCGCCGCCACCGAUGGACGCGUCAUGCUGAUAAACUUUAGAAAUGGCGAGAUUCAGUGGUCGGAUAAACUACCCGGUCAAGUCUUUUCCAGUGCAUGCUUUAUUGAGGACCUGCGUCGUGUUUUCGUGGGAUGCCGAGACAAUUUCCUUUACUGUCUGGGCAUCUAGAUAUCAACUGCAACUGAUACAUUUCCAUUUACAAUCAACUUGUUGCUUAGCAGUAAGAUAGAAAAGUGUGCCUGAUUAAAUACAUUAAUUUACAGAGGAAUACAGAAUUUACUUGUAUAACUACAAUUUAAGCACAAUGUCCAGUUGUUAAAGUACAUACAUAAGAAAACGCAUGUUAUAUUUUUUGAAUGUAUACCCAAACAUUUUUCUCUACAUUGAAAAAUUUGCUUU
Drosophila melanogaster (fruit fly) is the source of this 3433-nucleotide messenger RNA. RefSeq names its product Aminoadipate-semialdehyde dehydrogenase (gene Aasdh). The record is from RefSeq and is marked reviewed. Lineage: Eukaryota; Metazoa; Arthropoda; Insecta; Diptera; Drosophilidae. The transcript is spliced from 6 exons. The coding region runs from base 153 to 1124 and encodes 323 amino acids.